Molecule: messenger RNA, 1923 nt
Organism: Drosophila navojoa
Lineage: Eukaryota; Metazoa; Arthropoda; Insecta; Diptera; Drosophilidae
Gene: CCHa2-R
Product: neuropeptide CCHamide-2 receptor
Biological process (GO): G protein-coupled receptor signaling pathway
Cellular component (GO): plasma membrane
Molecular function (GO): neuropeptide receptor activity
Source: RefSeq, a predicted model, not a curated record
AGCAACUGGCGCCAGUCAGAGAGCAAUCCCACUCGCAGCUACAACAGCACCGACAACCAGGACAACAAAUGUGGUCACAGCUAAAACAAAAUGUGCAAAAUAAAACACGCAACUGUGGCGACAACAACCACUCUCCUAAAAACAUAAAUGCCAUAAACUGAAUAGUCCUCGUAGCGAAAAGUGCAAAGCUAAAACAUAAAAAAAAAUAUAUAUACUAAAUAGAAGAUAAAAAAAGAGAAACAAACCGGCGGAAACGGAAGCGGGCUGAACGAACAAAAAAACGGUACGCACUGGCCACAGCCACAAACAGGAAAAGAAGACAGUCACAGUGAGAGUCACAAUCACGGUCACAGUCAAAGUCACUGUCACAGUUAGUUAAAGGGAUUUCAGAGAAGCAUGUAUGCGGCACUAAUGGACAUGAGCCAGAUGCUGGCUGCAAGCCUGGCCUACGCGCCAGCGGAGCCAAGCUCUGCUGCAGCUGCUGCCGGGGUCAAUCUUAGCCAGCUCAGCAAUUCCAGUCAACUGGAUGCAUCGUCCGUGGUUACGGUAGCCACAGCAGCGACAGUGGGCCAGCACAAUGCCAGCGGCGAGGAGUCCUCUUAUGUGAAGGUAUUGGAUCGUCCGGAGACCUAUAUUGUCACAGUACUCUACACGCUCAUCUUCAUCGUGGGCGUUCUGGGCAAUGGCACUCUGGUCAUCAUAUUCUUUCGCCACCGUUCCAUGCGCAACAUACCCAAUACCUACAUCCUCUCGCUGGCAUUGGCCGACUUACUGGUCAUCCUGGUCUGUGUCCCUGUGGCCACAAUAGUCUACACGCAGGAGAGCUGGCCCUUCGAGCGGAACAUGUGCCGCAUUAGCGAGUUCUUCAAGGACAUUUCGAUUGGAGUCUCCGUCUUCACGCUAACCGCGCUCUCUGGCGAGCGCUACUGCGCCAUUGUCAAUCCGCUGCGCAAGUUGCAGACAAAGCCGCUGACUGUCUUCACGGCCGUCAUUAUCUGGGUGUUUGCCAUUAUGCUGGGCAUGCCCUCGUUCGUUGUCUCGGACAUCCAGAGCUACAACAUAACCACGCCCAACGGCAACAUAACCAUCGGAGUCUGCUCCCCAUUUCGAUCCAAGAUCUAUGCAAAUUUGAAGUGGGUGUCCAAGCAAAGCUCUGUCUCUUUGAUUCUAUCAUGCUAUGAGCUGAAAAGGGCAAGUCCAGUCAAGCGCGAAGCAGCUAUGGUUAUAGACUCACUUUGCGCUUUGGUCUGCUCUAAUUACAGCUUUCUCAAUUCGUGUGUUAAUCCGGUGGCGCUCUACUGUGUGUCCGGCGUGUUUCGGCAGCAUUUCAACCGUUAUCUGUGCUGCAUUUGCGUCAAGCGCCAGCCCCAUCUUCGCCAGCACUCGACCGCCACAGGCAUCAUGGACACCAGCGUCACCUCGAUGCGUCGCUCCACCUAUGUGGGCGGUGGCAUCGGAGUGGGCGGGGCUGGAGGGGGUGGGCCGCGUGCCUCGGUGCACAUGAACAACAACCACGGCGUCAGCGGAGCUGCGGGCGGUCGUGGCGGCAGCUUCCAUCGACAGGACUCGAUGGCCUUGCAGCACGCAGGCAGCAUCAAUGGGCACUCGCAUAAUGCAAACCUGGGUGCUGGGGCUGGCAUCGGCCGAGCCUCCAUCAUCAAUGAGAAAAGCUUCAUCCAGCGCUAUGACGAGCGGACUCGCUACUAGAUUCUAAAUAACAUCUUUUAGCUUCCAGUGCUGGGUAAAUAAAUAUGAAGAAAGAUCGUACUUUAGCCAUAAAUCAUGACAUUUAAAAGGGGUUUUAGAUUUAUUGUGUCGUUUUAAAUGUAAGUAAAGAUAUACGAUGUGUCAAAUCAAAUGUAUACGAUGUGUCAAAUCAUCACUGAAUGGACUACAAAUAAAAUGUGAACACCAAUUUUGGCA